Molecule: messenger RNA, 2503 nt
Organism: Jaculus jaculus (lesser Egyptian jerboa)
Lineage: Eukaryota; Metazoa; Chordata; Mammalia; Rodentia; Dipodidae
Gene: Prr3
Product: proline rich 3
Exons: 5
Coding region: 906-1337 (143 amino acids)
Molecular function (GO): metal ion binding; RNA binding
Source: RefSeq, a predicted model, not a curated record
GGGCUCCCGAGAGGAGCUACCACUCACCUGGCGGGGGCGGAGGGCCACACACACCGAAGCGAUCCUACCCUCCCGGGCUGGACCCCAGUGCGAAGCCGAGGCUGCGCGCCCGGUGGAGGAAGCUAAGCCGCUGGAGCACCGGAGACACGGGUGAGAAGCCCGCAGGGGCCCGCUGGGACCCGGACCUCCGUGUGGGGACCGAUGCCUGGAAGCAGGCUCACCGCUCACCCGGACGGGCGCCGGCGAGAAGAAAACCCCGGCGGGGCAAGGACUCUCGGAGGGAGGUCAGAGGGCACCAAGUUGUGCCUGCAGCUGUUCCCAUGGUAACCGGGGACCGGAUGUGGCGAGUUUAGGACGCGACCGGCCUCUGGGGUCGGCCUAACGUGCACACUGAGGGGCUGGUUUAUGAUUGUUGAGCCCGGAGAAGAGGAAGUUUAUUUGGCCCGUCGUGGAACCGCGGCCGAGGAGAGCGUUAAGGAUGCCGGGGGCCUAGCAGAGACCCCGUGAGGCUGCUUCCAGGAGACCGUCGCCACCACGGACCCCCCGCCACACACGCACACCCUCCCGGAAAUUGAAUGGCGGGUGCCUCAGUCUCCCUGCCCACCGCCCCCCGGAAGCGGAAACAAGUCUAAUGUGCCCCUUCCUCACUGCCCUCCAAAUCCCGUGUAGCCAUUGCCGCAUCCACGAUGCCUAAACGAAAGAAGCAGAAUCUUCCGCCUUCGCAGCCGCCGUCCCAGCAGCCGCCCCUGUCCGAGCGGGAAGAGCCUGGAGAGGAGGAGGAUGAGAGUCCCGUGGGUGAAAAUGCAGCCUUCUGUGAACUACUCCCCCGAGGGAAGGAGAGGAGAAAAAACUAUAUGUGAUGGGCCAGCAGUUAAGGACCACCCAGCCUUCUGGGCCCUCCCCCUAUGGCCAAUGGAAAACCUGGUGACCCCAAGUCAGCUCUUCAUAGAGGUCCUCCAGGAUCAAGGGGACCAGUGAUUCCACCACUGCUGAGUCUCCCACCUCCUCUCCGGGGUAGAGGCCCAAUUCGGGGAGGCCUUGGCCCCAGAUCUGGUCCAUAUAGUCGAGGUUGGUGGGGGGUCAAUGCUGAACCUCCUUUUCCAGGACCAGGCCAUGGAGGUCUCUCUAGGGAAAGCUUUCACAAGGAGCAGAGAAAUCCACGAAGGCUCAAAAGCUGGUCUCUUAUCAAGAAUACAUGCCCCCCUAAGGAUGGCCCUCAAAUGAUGGAAGACAAAUCUGACCGCCCUGUCUGCCGACACUUUUCCAAAAAGGGUCAUUGUCGAUAUGAAGACCUCUGUGCCUUCUACCACCCAGGCGUCAAUGGACCUCCUCUGUGAGACUGUGCCUUCCCAAGAGGCUGGAGGGAGCCCUUUGACCUAGCGGCCAUUUAUCUCCCUGUAGCUGGCACAGCUACUGUGAGGCCCUUCUGCCCAGCACCCUCAGUCAGUGACUCGUCCGCCUCUGUCCUGCACCUCCCUCCUUGGGGUCCAGAGUUGUGAUUCAUCACUGGUGCGCAGUGCGCACUAUCCUCUGAUUCAGGCUCCAGAGACUCACCUUCAGACCUCUUCCUGCUCCCUUCACCUGUCCUCCUGGAUCUUCCCCUUCGCCAAGCGACUGCUGGACAGGAACCUUUGGUGCUGCUUCUUGUGCAUCUGUCACCUGUCCACCAGUAUUGCCCGUGAUUCCCAAAAGCCCUGGAGCAGUUUUCUGCCCCCUCUAGCUGCUUGUUGAAAGUCCUUUUACGUGACACCCAGUGUUUUCAGCUGCCUAGAAAACACACCAGGUUGUCUGACUGUUAGGGAUCAGGUCUGGGUGACUGCCUCAGAGAUGCUUCCUGAAAGAUCUCUCCCUACUUUUGGACAUCGUCGUUUCUGUCAAUAGCAUGAUCCCCACCAGUAUGGCCUGUGGUGACUGUGCUCUGUGAAACUGUGCAUCCCCUCGUAGCCUUUCUCAGUGUAUGUGGCAUUUUUGUGACUUCCCUACACUAGCAUAAGUUUCUUGCCAAAAUGAGUGAGGCUCUUGGUGCCCUUUAGACAUUACCUGCCUCCCAACAUGGGAGAAUUGUGAAAUUUCCACAGACUGCCUCCCAGUCCUCCCCUUUGCUCUGGUGUCAUUUAUUCUGGGUCUCACACCGGCCAGUGAUGUCUUGUAAAGCCCCAGGUGGACCUCCUUUCCCAGCUCCUGCCUAGCCCAUUUUAGUUAGGUCUGUCCUUGUGAGGCCACUAGUCCUUUUGUUUGGUUUCUGUGAACCUCCACUUGGCCUGUCUUUGGGUGGAGUCUGGACAGUACUGUUGCCCUCCUGAGACCUCUCCCCUCACAUCCCUGACACUGGUUGUUUUCUGUGAAAACGGCGGUGAAUGGUUUGGGUUUUGAGCUGGCCCUGAGGAAGUGGGUCAGGAGUUGUGUGGGCAAGAGGGAAGAGUGAGAGCUGUUGGAGAACUGAGAAUGAUUUUUUCUUUCUUUUUAACAUUUUUUUAUAUUAGUAAUAAACAGUGGAAACCAG